This is a messenger RNA of Anopheles arabiensis, 1796 nucleotides long. RefSeq names its product tryptophan--tRNA ligase, cytoplasmic (gene TrpRS). Gene Ontology annotation, molecular function: tryptophan-tRNA ligase activity; ATP binding. Lineage: Eukaryota; Metazoa; Arthropoda; Insecta; Diptera; Culicidae. The record is from RefSeq and is a predicted model, not a curated record. The transcript is spliced from 3 exons. Gene Ontology annotation, cellular component: cytoplasm. Gene Ontology annotation, biological process: tryptophanyl-tRNA aminoacylation. Bases 122 to 1456 code for a protein of 444 amino acids.
AUAUACACGGUCGGCAGCGCGGUGUGUUGGCAGAGAAAAUCACACUUUCGCACAGCACGGAAAUUCUGCCAGUGACCAUCAGAGUUUGAAUGAAAGUGCGGCAAUAUUAGGACAGGAAAUCAUGAGCAAUCUUCCGGACGUAGAGCAGUUGAAGCUGGAGGAAAAUCACACCAGCGCUGAAGGUGCCGCCGCCGCCCCGGUCGCGGAAGACGUGGUUGAUCCAUGGACUGUUACCAGCUCAUCCGAUGCGGGAAUUGAUUACGAUAAGUUGAUAAAGCGGUUCGGAUGUUCACAUAUCGAUGCGGCACUGAUCGAGCGGCUCGAAAAGGUCGCGGGAAAACCGGUUCACCAUCUGAUCCGUCGUGGUAUAUUCUUUUCGCACCGUGACCUACACACACUGCUGAAUGCGGUAGAGGCGGGCAAGAAGUUUUACCUCUACACCGGCCGUGGACCGUCGUCGGACUCGAUGCAUUUAGGUCACCUGGUGCCCUUUAUCGUGACGAAAUGGUUGCAGGAAGCGUUCGAUGUGCCGCUGGUCAUUCAGCUGACCGACGAUGAGAAGACGCUGUGGAAAGACCUGACCGUCGAGCAGUCGAUGCGGAUGGCGCGCGAAAACGCCAAGGAUAUCAUUGCGAUUGGGUUCGAUCCGAGCAAAACGUUCAUCUUUUCCAACCUGGACUUUAUGGGCCAGUGUCCCCAGUUCUACCAGAACAUUAUACGCAUCCAGAAGUGCGUCACGUUCAACCAGGUGAAGGGCAUAUUCGGGUUCGGCGACUCGGACGUGAUUGGCAAGAUCGGGUUUCCGGCGGCCCAGGCAGCACCCGCGUUCUCGACCACCUUUCCCUUCAUCUUCGGCACGGACAAGCUGCCCGUGCUGAUUCCCUGUGCGAUCGAUCAGGAUCCCUACUUCCGCAUGACGCGUGACGUAUCGCCCCGGCUCGGCUUCCCCAAGCCGGCCCUUAUCCAUUCGAGCUUUUUCCCCGCGCUGCAGGGCGCACGGACGAAAAUGUCGGCCAGCGAUACCAACUCGGCCGUCUUCCUAACCGACACGGCCAAGCAGAUCAAGACGAAGAUCAACAAGCACGCGUUCUCGGGCGGGCGACAAACGCUCGAGGAGCACCGGGAGCACGGUGGCAACACGGACAUUGACGUGAGCUUCCAGCUGCUGCGGUUCUUCCUGGAGGACGAUGCCGAGCUGGAGCGCAUCCGGGUCGCGUACGGCAAGGGCGAACUGCUCAGCGGCGAAAUGAAGAAGAUCGCGAUCGACACGCUGCAACCGAUCGUGGAGGAGCAUCAGAACCGGCGGAAGGAAGUGACGGAUGAGGUGCUUAACCUGUUCCUUACGCCCAGGAAGCUGAACUACGAGUUCACAGUAAAGCUGCCCGGCGAUAGUGCGAACGGGGCGGAGGGAGCGAAGAAGAAGGGCAAAGAUAAGAAGGCGGCUAAGCCGAAUUAGCGACGAUUGUGGGCAAAUACACAUCGCGGUCGGUCGCAUUCGGGCAUGCAAUUAUCGGUACUUUAGAGGAUUAUGAUAAGGGCGGCGUCACACACGUCGCUAAUCAUUUUCCGCGUUCGGCAGCAGUGCUUCUAUGGAUUUGAACGGUACGCAAGUACCUGUUCCGCGAAUUACUUCACCCCCCAAGCCACACCAACACGGAACCGGAUACUUCGGUUGGUGGUGGUGCUGUGGAAACAUUUAUUUAUUUUAUUUUAUUUUUAGCCGCGUCGUUGCUUUGCUUACUGCAAGUAAAACUAAAUGCACGGUGAUGAAUAAACGUGAUGAAUAAAAAAUAAAA